GAGACUUGCGCCUGCUUCCCACGCGUUGCCCUCCGCGCGCUCCUGGCCAUCGCCGCCAUUCCCAUGCGCGUGCGUACCGUCGCCCGCUACGCCUAUACCCCCUAGGAUUGGGUCGCUCGCGCUUGUCGCGUACUCGCACGCUGCCGCGCGCCUAUCGCUAUUGCUCCCCGCAUCCCGCGCGUCCUCGCCACUCCCGCGAGUAUCGCGCACGUCCCUCGUCCCCGUGUCGCUCGCGCUGUCGUCUCGUACCAUGCGCGUCGUGCCCAGCGCCCCAGCGUCCCGAUCUUCUACCUCGCGCCCCCGUGCGCCCGCUGCACUGCGCGUCCCAGCCGCCCCC
Striga hermonthica is the source of this 337-nucleotide messenger RNA. The record is from the annotation of a GenBank genome assembly. Lineage: Eukaryota; Viridiplantae; Streptophyta; Magnoliopsida; Lamiales; Orobanchaceae.